Solenopsis invicta (red fire ant) is the source of this 889-nucleotide messenger RNA. RefSeq lists its product as uncharacterized. The record is from RefSeq and is a predicted model, not a curated record. The coding region runs from base 16 to 642 and encodes 208 amino acids. The transcript has 2 exons. Lineage: Eukaryota; Metazoa; Arthropoda; Insecta; Hymenoptera; Formicidae.
AUAUACGAGAAGAAGAUGGACUACUAUGUGCCGCUUCAACAGGACGAAAUGUGUGAAAAAGUAACAUUGCCACGGUAUACGCCUCACAUUUUGGGGAGGAGAUUGGCAUUGACGUCCACAGCGUAUAAAUAUCUCGACAUUGGAAUCAGCGUAGGACCAACAUCGUUUAUGGAGAUACUUAUUGGUGACAAUCGAGGCAAUCAAAUAAUUCUGGCUCAUGCAAUGUGGACAGCACUGUUCCAGAAACGUGCGGACAUUGAACGACUCGUGCAGUCGACUUCUCCUUCCUCAGCAUUACCGAUUCAAGAUCUUAUUGUACAACUCAUUAAACUGAGUAAUGAAAAUAUUGUUAAAUUAACAUUACGCGAUACUUGCAUGUAUUUGAAACCAAAAACUGUACUUUUUCUGUUUGAGCUCGAACAAUGCGUCGAGCAUAUAUAUUACUCUUUAUAUCAAUAUACAUAUACAGUGAGCGAAAAAUAUAAACAUUUUGUAACCCUUUUACACCAAAAUUAUGUUAAUAAUAAAUGCGAUGCGGCAAAACUCUUGCGAGAAAAAUAUGAUAAAACUUUGCUUUUAGAAUGUAAAAUGUUAGCUUACGCUUUAGAUAAUAUUGUACAUGAUGCAUUACAUGACAAAUAAAUAAGAAAAAAUUGAAAUAUUGUAACGAUGUCUUCAAUAUUAUCUUUUCCUAUUCAACUAUUGUCCCUUAAAAGAUAAAGCAUUAGUCACCCCAUAUUCAAGCGAGAACAAUGUGUGCGGGCGAGAGAAAGAGAAAACCAUGUACAAUAGCUGUAACGUGUGCGAGUGAGAACGUGCACGAAAAAGGGAGAGAAAGCGAUACGUUUAUUCCCAAAUAAUUGUUAUUUGCUAAACUAAUUUUUUUAAU